UGUUGUGUGGAAUGAAAUUGCAUCUCUUGGGGAAAUGCAUGCAUGUAACAACAUGGAAAACAGAGGAAUAUAUCUGGUUACAGUAUAUAGCAUUCUGUCCAAAUUAGUAAACACUUUAAAGACUGAGUUCACUGAUAAAAUAUUGUACCAGGUGCCAUUUUUGAGUCAUUUUACUGCUGUGAAAAACGAAAAAUGCGUUUAACAUUUUUUUUUUGUAUUUGUUUUAUGUAUUUCAGUUUAUUAUCCAUUAUUUUUGUUUUCUUGCAUUUCUUAACAAGGAUUUUGUAAUGUUUUGGCCACAUGUGGACAUAGGUUUGUUUUUGGCUCUGAAACGCUGUCUUCUAUCUCAGAUGACUCGUGUCUCCUUCAAUAAAGCAUUGAUUAUGGGGAAGGUGACAUGAGAAUUAGGAUGCAGAGAAGGUAUCGAGUGGCCUAUAUGCUUCCUCGACUGCACAAAAGAAUCUCCUGUUGCCCCUCCAUCCAUAUCUUCAAUCAAACUUGGCUAGUUUGGGACCUUUGGUUUAAUCUUAAGGGGCUUUAGAAGCUGUCCACAAAAAGCUAUUGUAUCUUACUUAAUUAUAACCUCAGAAAUGAUCUGACCUGCCCGGUGCCAGGUGCAGUGAAGUGUGCAAAAGCUUGCAUGCCAUGAGGUCCCAUUGGUUAGGGAAAGAAACACUAGAUGCCCAUCGUGAUCGGAUAAGUGGAAAAUAACCUGACAGUGUUAGAUCUGGAAAAAAAAAAGAAGAGAAACUUCAGUAAGGACCUAAUGGAAAGUUUUCCCUCCCCUCUUGGUUUCUGAGACUUCUGGGUACCCUAAAAAGGGAGCAAUAUGAGCCCCGAGCCUUUUUUUUUUCUAUCUUUUUCCUUUUUUUUAAUUUCACUUCCCACACCACCCUGUGAGUCUGAGCCCAUUUGGAAGGUUACUGUUCAAAGUCAGCAUGGAUCAUCCAGGAGGACACCUUGCAGUGGUUCUGUUCCUGCUUGUUCUGGUUUCUAUGUCCACUGAAAACAACAUUAUCAGAUGGUGCACAGUGUCAGAUGCCGAAGAGCAGAAGUGUUUGGAUCUAGCUGGAAAUGCCACAGCCAGGAAUAUCCGCGGACAUCUUCUGUGUGUGAGGGGCCAAAGUCCCACCGACUGCAUGAAGCAAAUUAAGAAUGGCACUGCAGAUGCCUCAACUAUGUAUGCGGAUGAGAUCUACACGGCGGGGUUUUGCUAUGGCUUAGAUGUGGCUGUGGGAGAGUCUUACAACGGUGUGGAUGGCAUUAAUUAUUACGUGGUUGCUCUGGCGCGGACAUCGUCCAGUGAUCUGUCACUGCUGGAGAUGCACGAGCGCAGCUCCUGUCACCCAGGGAUGAGGACCACAGUGGGCUGGACCGUCCCCAUCGGCUUCCUGGUCAACACAUCACAGAUCAGUGUGGAUGAGCAGUGCAACUUUCCCCAUGCGGUUGGGGAUUUUUUCGGCUACAGCUGUGUCCCAGGAGUGAAGGACCCAGAACAUGAUCCUAAAGGAAACAACCCAAGGAACCUGUGUGAGGCCUGCAUUGGAGACGAGAACGACCGUCACAUCUGCGCCAACAACCCUCGGGAACGGCACUUCGGAGAGGCUGGAGCUCUUAGGUGUGUGGCGGAGAAUCUCGGGGAUGUUGCCUUUGUUAAGCACACUACAGUCUUCGACAACAUGCAGGGUAAGAACCAGGAGUCGUGGGCGCUGGACCUGGAGCUGGAGGACUUGAAGCUCUUGUGUCCUGACGGGAGUGAAGCGAACCUGUUCCAACACGAGCGCUGCCACCUGGCUGUCGUGCCAACCAAUGCUGUGGUAGUGCGUUUGGAGGACAAAUGCCGCGUUUACAAGUUCUUGGAACGUGUGCAGAAUGCGUUUGCGAACGCCACCGAAGGAUUCUCUCUGUUCAGCUCGGUGAAUUACGGCCAGCCUGAUGUUCUGUUCAGCGACUCCACCAGAAAGCUGCUGCGUGUGAUGGGGACCUACACGUCCUGGCUGGGGUCCAGUUACACCACCAUCCUGAAGGCCUUCGAGUGUGAAGGUUUGUGUUGAUCUGAUGAGGAAAGAGGAAACUACAGUCUCCGUCUCUCUCUCACGAACCCUGAAGCACUCUGUGUAAAGUGUGCUGCUCUGAACGCCAGCCUGUGUUUUGUAGUACUGUUAUUACUGUUCUGUCCUCACAGUCUUUCUAUGGCUUCUUAUAUCACGUUUACUUCACCUCUUUGAGUUCCUGCCAAAUGAAAAAUACAAAAAUAAACACAAAAAGAUCUAAACUUCUGCGCAGAAAAGCACUGGAGGGGAACAGACCACAAUCCAUCAAGGGUAUUUUGCUUUGACCGUUGUUAGUUAAUCCUUGUAAUUUUUUUAUAGUCCAACCGAGGGAUACAAAGGUAUCUGAGCAAAAAAGACAUCAGGGCCAAAGCAUACUCUAUGCAAGUACAUGAACGCAAAUGCCUUUGUUUAAACAAACCUGAUUUCACAUGUUAUGUCUUUUGUUAAUGUAUCAGACUAAAAGAAUGUGUUGUAUUUUCAGUGUUGCUGUAGCAGGAAUUAGUGUCUUUUACAGUAAGUUUUCUGUUUAUAUAGCUGAAUAAUGACAGGCAUUAGAAGUGAACUGCUGCACAUUUGAAUACACAAUGCAAGAAAACAUUCAGUACAUACACUGCUUAAAUCAAGAUACCCGAGAAGAAAAAUUACUUAAGAUAUUGUCUUCUAUUCUGAAAAAUGUAUCAAGUGAGUUUAAGCAUAAAACAAGACAAAAUAUCUGUCAAAUGGGGUCAGUAAAAUAAACUAAAUUCAGAGGAAAAACAGGUUUUUUUUUUUUUUUUACCCCAUUGGCAGAUAUUUGUUCUUGUUUUUAAGCAUAAACUCACUUAAUUCAGAUUUUUCCCCCCCAUAAAAUAAGUCUUAAAUAAGGAUGCACCGAUAUGAAAAUUUUGGCCGAUACCGAUAACCGAUAAUUCUUUAUAUUUGAAAGCCGAUAACCGAUAUAUUAGCUGAUAAAUCUAAAUCCAAAAUUUUUAUAUAAAUUAUGAGAGCCUGAUUACAAAAACAAAAGUCUCAAAUUUUAGCCUAUACCGAUAAUUCUUUAUAAUUGAAAGCUGAUAACCGAUAUAUUGACCGAUGAAUCAAAAUUUUUAUAUAAUUUUUGAGAGCCUGAUUACAUAAACAAAAGUCUCAAAUUUUGGCUGAUACCGAUAACCGAUAAUUCUUUAUAUUUGAAAGCCGAUAACCGAUAUAUUGGCCGAUAAAUAUAAAUCAAAUUUUUUAUAUAAUUUUUGAGAGCCUGAUUACAAAAACAAAAGUCUCACAUUUUAGCCGAUACCGAUAAUUCUUUAUAUUUGAAAGCCGAUAACCGAUAAAUUGGCUGAUAAAUCAAAAUUUUUUUAUACUUUUUGAAAGCCUGAUUACAAAAACAAAAGUCUCCCCAUUAAAAGUCAUGUCCCAAUCACACAAUUAUAAUGUUCUCAUUAUAAUAUUAUGUAGUCUAUAUGACAGACUUGCACUGUACGUUGCACUUAACUGUAUUUUCCUUUUUGAAGUGAUUUCAAUCAUAUUUCAAACAAUUCAAAAUCAUAAUGGAGGACAGUGUGCAUCUGAAGUGUCUCAGCUGAAGGAAAUAAACCAUUAUUUAUCAGCUUUAAUAUAUCGGCCAAAUUUUCUUAUCGGGCCGAUAACGAUAUCUUGAUUUAGCAAUGUUUAAAUAUUUGGACUAGAAAACAAGACAAAAAUACUAAGAAAAUCUUUUUUUUUUUUUUUUGCAGCGUAUACACAGUCGUGUCUGAGUUUGCGUACUUGUGCAUAGUAUGUUUCUGACUGCUUGAUAAAUGACUUUUAACUUGAAUAUUCAUAUUCUUUGUGUAUCUACAACUAGCAGUGUGCAGAUAUUAAAAACGAAAGGAUAUAAGCAAGUUUAUAAUAUAUAAUCGAAGAAACAAAUAAAACUCUUAAAGGCGGACAGACUUACGGUUGGUUGUUACGUAACAGGUGCUUUAACGGUGCUGUUUCCUGAUCCUUCAAGGUUACAAAAAACCAACUUGAACUACUGUGUAAAUAAUCAUGUCACUCUUAGAUUUAUAGAGCCUUCUCUUAUUAAUAAAAAUCCAUGUUGUCAAA
Molecule: messenger RNA, 4118 nt
Organism: Ctenopharyngodon idella (grass carp)
Lineage: Eukaryota; Metazoa; Chordata; Actinopteri; Cypriniformes; Xenocyprididae
Gene: otomp
Product: otolith matrix protein
Exons: 9
Coding region: 939-2054 (371 amino acids)
Biological process (GO): iron ion transport
Cellular component (GO): plasma membrane; recycling endosome; early endosome
Source: RefSeq, a predicted model, not a curated record